CACACCGUUUGACUGAGGCACAGGUAAUGCACAGUGAACCGAGCAGGAUGGAAGGUGUCCCACUGAAGAUGCCCCAGGCUGUUACCUUACAAAAAGUCAAAGAUGAUGUCAAAGUGACUAUACCUGAUUACCUCACCAUAUUGCGGGAAACGGAGCAUGAGUUCAGCUUGGAGAACUGGGUGUUAACUGGGCUACAGAACGGCCCCACCAACCAUCAGCGGCCACAGCCAUUCACCUUUUCAUCAGAACUUUUACCAUCUUGUCCUCCAUAUUGGAUGAUCUUCAGCAGCCCACAGCAGAGUCGUCUGGCAAGCCGCCACAAUUCCGAUUUUUGGGAACCAAACCCUCGACAACGCUCCCACAGCCUCAACCCUGCUGUCCUUCGCACCCCUUUCACCAUCUUAGACUCAGAGCAAGAAGGAGAGAAUACUAUGAAGGAAGCCAAGAAAAAGCAGACAGCAAAAGCUUUCUUUAAGGAAGCGUGUCCAAAUGUUUUAUGUCAGAGUGGUCAAAGAAAAGCACAGAGAGCCUUCACCCCAGACUUGCUGAAUCCUCCAUCCUGUCUUAGCAGCCUGCCACACAAACGCAGGAAGAACCUGCGGCAGUGUUCUGUCACGGUGAUGGACACAUCCAGAAAACAAGAAUCCAACACAGACAGUCGGCCUUUGAGCACAUCCUCAAACAAAGCUCCCAACACCAGGGCCAAUAUCGACAAAGCCACGGACAACCAUAAAACAGCAGAUAUAAUGUCUCUCAGACCAAACUUAUGUAGAACUUACCACAAUGCCUCGCCAUAUGGGUGUUUUAACUCAGCUUUGGACUCAUCUGUGGAACUCCUGUCAGCUCUGAGCUCAGAGGAGAGGGAUCUGGUUGGGGUCAUCACUGCCCAGGGCUACCCCCUUCGCACUGCUAUUAUUGCCCUGCAGAGGGCAGGACAACAGACCCCGGAUCAGGUCUUCAGUUACCUAGUAGCAUGUGAGCACCUGUGUCAGCUGGGCUAUGACAUGGUUCAGGUGGAAGAAGCCCUGGAGAUGUUUCAAAACUGUGAAACAAAGGCUGAGGAAUUCCUACACCUUUUGAGUCAGUUCAAUGAGAUGGGCUUCCAACCAAACACCAUAAAAGAAGUGCUGCUUGUCCAUGAAAAUCACAGAGAGCGGGCGCUUGAGGAGCUGAUGAUGCGUGUAGCCUGACAAUGUAGCAGCACACACUAUACUCUCAAUGCUAAGGUACAAGUUCAGCUUGGUAAUUAAACCGACCACCAGAGACACCCACACACCAGUUGUGGUUAAGAAUGACUGUCAUGAAUGGUCAUGAUAAAAAGAAAAUAUAAACACCAUCAGUUGAAAGGUUAUAGCAUAACAUAACCUAAUAAAUCUAGUUUAUGCCAGCUACUAAAAUUAUUAUUUUAGAUUAUUUAUUAUUAUUAUUAUGACCAUGGUAUAGUGACAUUUUGAGAGAUUUUCUUCUUCAAGACCCUAUUAAAGGUGUACAAAGAGAAAGCACUGCUUGAGUAUGCUAUAUUUGUUCAGUCUUUUUCAAAUUUUUUUUGUCAUAAUCUGUAUUAUUUACCAUACUGUAUGAGGCAUGAAGUCUAAGAGCUCUUGGUUUUUGUGCAGUUUCUCUGACAGUUGAACGAUUGCUGAUGUUUUUUCUGCUUGGCAUAGCAAGAACACACCUGUAUGCUAAAACAGCAAACUUCCACAAAUUCUGCUUUUAUAGAGGUGGCUACACACAGGUGGCAGCUAUCAUCCCUCUUACAACCCAAAAUCUCCAAGAUUUUUCCACAUAAAACCUUUUCAUUUUUGCUUCUUUUUUUUAAUGAAUGACAGCAUAGAAUCUGUUUUACGUUUUUGUACACUUGAGAUUAGAUCCGAAUAAUUUAAACCUCAUUGAUACCAGAUUACUUGUCAUAUGAUCUCAAAUGUAAAAUCAUAAAAUUGAAAAAAGGUGUACUUUAUUUUCAUCAAGACUAUCUGUGUUUGAAGAGGGUGUGCUCACAGUGACACUUCUGUAUGUAUAAAUUUUCAUUGCUCCAAAUGCUUUCUGGUUUUAAAUCUUUCACUUUAUUUUAGUCCAGUAUCACAGCAAAAAUAUGUUCCGUUAUAAAAAAAACUCAAUAUACCGAUUGAAUUCAAAGAUGUCUUCCUUUUUUCCUUCAUGCUUUUAUACUAAAUAAAUACAUAGAGAAAUAAAGUUGUGACAGUACAUUUGUUUAACAGACAAGAAAUGCCUCAUUUGGUCAGACAAUUGGCUGGAUGCAGCAACACAAGAAUGUCUAUGGGUCAUCGCUUAUGAAUGUAAAAUGCAAAUGCAAAAAACCUAAUGGGAUCAGUAUAACCAGCAAGAUUAUAAUAUUGUGAUGUGAAAACUAAAACUAUCAAAGGGGUUGUCAAUAUUACUUGUACUUGUACUCGUCUCCUUCUGCUUAUCCGGGACUGGGUUGCAGGGGCAGCAGUCUCAGCAGUCUCGGCAGAGAUGCCCAGACUUCCCUCUCCCCAGACACCUUUUCCAGCUCCUCUGAAGGAAGCCCCGGGUGUUCCCAGGCCAACCGAGAGACUUAGUCCCUCCAGCUUGUCCUGGGCCGUUCCCUGGACCUCCUCCCUGUGUGAUAUGGCUAGAACACCUCCUGAGGAAGGCAUCCAGGGAGCAUCUGGAACACAUCCAUCUCACCUGACUCCUCUCACUGUGGAGGAGCAGCUCUUCUCCAAGCUUCUCCUAGAUAGCCGAGCUCCUCACCCUAUCUCUAAGAAAGUGCUCCGCGGAGGAAGCUCAUUUCAGCUGCUUGUAUCUGAGAUCUUGUUCUUUUGGUCAUGACCCAAAGUUCAUGCCCAUAGGUGAGGGUAGGAAUUUAGACAGGCUGGUAAUUGGGAGCUUCACGUUUUGGCUCAACUCUCUCUUUACCCCUAAAAAAAUGCUCCAGGCUCUGUAUCCCUGGAACGCUCCCCCACAGGGCACCAUGAGGGACACAGUUGAAUGCCUUCUCCAGGUCCACAAAGCA
Molecule: messenger RNA, 2998 nt
Organism: Girardinichthys multiradiatus
Lineage: Eukaryota; Metazoa; Chordata; Actinopteri; Cyprinodontiformes; Goodeidae
Gene: ubap1lb
Product: ubiquitin associated protein 1-like b
Exons: 7
Coding region: 27-1190 (387 amino acids)
Biological process (GO): ubiquitin-dependent protein catabolic process via the multivesicular body sorting pathway
Cellular component (GO): ESCRT I complex
Molecular function (GO): ubiquitin binding
Source: RefSeq, a predicted model, not a curated record